AUGUCGCGGCGGCGACACAGCGACGACAGCGAUGGUGAGUCAGGGCAGCCCCACAAGAGACGAAGGACGUCCGAGCCGUCGGAGAUCGAGGAGAGGCUCGAGUCGCUGAUCUGCAGGGUGGGAGAGAAGAGCAAUUCAUCUUUGGAGAGCAACUUGGAGGGCCUAGCUGGUGUUUUGGAAGCUGAUCUGCCAAAUUACAAAAGCAAGAUACUAAGAAUACUAUGUACUGUUGCACGUCUGUUACCAGAAAAGCUUACUGUUUAUACCACACUGGUUGGGCUGCUGAAUGCCAGGAACUACAAUUUUGGUGGGGAGUUUGUAGAAGCCAUGAUUCGCCAGCUUAAAGAAUGUCUGAAAGUCAAUAUGUAUAACGAGGCCGUGCAUUUAGUUCGUUUUCUGUCCGACCUUGUGAAUUGUCAUGUGAUAGCUGCACCUUCAAUGGUAGCUAUGUUUGAGAACUUUGUGAGUGUGACACAGGAGGAAGAUGUACCCCAAGUACGAUGUGACUGGUAUGUCUUUGCAUUUCUGUCAUCUUUGCCUUGGGUUGGAAAGGAGCUAUAUGAGAAGAAGGAUGCUGAAAUGGAUCGUCUGUUGUCACAGACAGAAAGUUAUUUGAAGCGCCGCCAGAAGAUUCAUGUCCCCAUGCUACAAGUCUGGACUGCUGAUAAACCACAUCCACAAGAAGAGUAUUUAGACUGCCUUUGGUCUCAGAUUCAGAAGCUGAAGAAAGACCGUUGGCAAGAGCGACACAUCUUGAGGCCCUACCUGGCUUUUGACAGCAUUCUUUGUGAAGCCCUGCAACACAAUCUGCCUCCCUUCACUCCACCACCUCAUACUGAAGAUUCUGUGUAUCCAAUGCCAAGGGUUAUUUUUAGGAUGUUUGACUACACAGAUGACCCUGAGGGACCUGUCAUGCCUGGCAGCCACUCUGUUGAAAGAUUUGUGAUAGAAGAGAACCUUCACUGCAUCAUCAAAUCCCACUGGAAAGAGAGAAAGACUUGUGCUGCACAGCUGUUGAGCUAUCCAGGAAAUAACAAGAUCCCUUUGAACUACCACAUAGUAGAGGUGAUAUUUGCAGAACUGUUUCAGCUUCCAUCUCCUCCACACAUUGAAGUCAUGUACACAACACUGCUGAUUGAACUGUGCAAACUUCAGCCUGGCUCAUUACCACAAGUUCUUGCACAAGCCACAGAAAUGCUCUACAUGCGUUUGGAUACAAUGAAUACAACAUGUGUGGACAGAUUUAUUAACUGGUUUUCUCACCACUUGAGCAACUUCCAGUUCCGUUGGAGCUGGGAAGAUUGGUCAGAUUGUCUUACUCAGGACCUUGAAAAGCCCAAACCCAAAUUUGUGAGAGAAGUUCUGGAGAAGUGCAUGCGACUCUCCUACCAUCAACGGAUAAUAGACAUUGUUCCUGCAAGUUUUUCUGUCCUCAGUCCUGCUAAUCCAGUGUGCAUUUACAAGUAUGGAGAUGAAAGUAACAGGUCUCUUCCUGGAUAUACUGUGGCACUCUGUUUAACAAUUGCAAUUAAAAAUAAGGCCAGUAAUGAUGAAAUCUUCAGCAUUUUAAAAGACGUGCCUAAUCCAAACCAGGAUGAUGAUGAUGAUGAAGGAUUUACCUUCAACCCUCUGAAAAUAGAAGUCUUUGUUCAGACUCUGCUCCAUCUAGCUGCCAAGUCUUUCAGCCACUCCUUCAGUGCCCUGGCAAAGUUUCAUGAAGUCUUCAAAACGCUUGCUGAAAGUGAUGAGGGGAAACUCCAUGUCCUGAGGGUUGUGUAUGAGGUUUGGAAGAAUCACCCACAGAUGAUUGCUGUGCUUGUGGACAAGAUGAUUCGGACACAAAUCGUUGACUGCGCUGCUGUAGCAAACUGGAUCUUCUCCUCCGAACUUGCCCACGAUUUUACUAGGUUUUAUAUCUGGGAGAUCUUACAUUCCACAAUUCGUAAGAUGAAUAAGCAUGUUCUGAAGAUUCAUAAAGAGCUGGAGGAGACUAAGGCAAGACUGGCCAGGCAGCACAAAAGGCGAGACAGUGACGACGAUGAUGAUGACGAUGACCGAAGCAGUGACAGGGAGGAUGGACCCCUGGAAGAGCAGAUAGAGCGCUUGCAGGAGAAGGUGGAAACAGCCCAGAGUGAGCAGAAGAAUCUCUUCCUUGUUAUAUUCCAGCGUUUCAUAAUGCUGUUAACUGAGCACUUAGUGCGCUGCGAGACCAGUGGGAUUGAUGUAUUCACACCUUGGUACAAGAGCUGCAUAGAGAGGUUGCAGCAGAUCUUCCUGCAGCAUCACCAGAUAAUCCAGCAGUACAUGGUGACCCUGGAGAACCUCCUGUUUACAGCUGAACUGGACCACCACAUACUGGCUGUGUUUCAGCAGUUCUGUGCUCUGCAGGCUUGAGGAUUGUUGAUGGGCACA
Indicator indicator is the source of this 2412-nucleotide messenger RNA. It is a transcript of the gene NCBP1, whose product is annotated as nuclear cap binding protein subunit 1. The record is from RefSeq and is a predicted model, not a curated record. Gene Ontology annotation, biological process: mRNA export from nucleus; nuclear-transcribed mRNA catabolic process, nonsense-mediated decay; regulation of mRNA processing. NCBI's taxonomy places the organism in Eukaryota, Metazoa, Chordata, Aves, Piciformes, Indicatoridae. The transcript has 23 exons. Gene Ontology annotation, molecular function: RNA cap binding; protein binding; mRNA binding. The coding region runs from base 1 to 2394 and encodes 797 amino acids. Gene Ontology annotation, cellular component: nuclear cap binding complex; nucleus.